GAGAGAGAGAGAGAGAGAGUGUAAGAGAGAGAGAGAGAGAGAGAGAUAUCGUGAGUGAACGAGAGGAGAGAGAGCGACGACCGUCAGGGUCCGUGUACCUGAGGGACGGACGACACGGACUGAGUGAGUGAGUGAUCGUCGGACAGACAGGCUGACAGAUUGAAUGAAGCUGCACCUGGUGCUUCUGAGGGACUGUCCCAUGUUUUGAUUGGCUGCCUUUGACUACCUUUCUAAACGUGGUUCCACUGAGCUGCCCUCAGCCAUGCCGUCCAACAGCCCCACCGCCGCUGAACCGCCGGAGACUCCAGAGAACGACGUCACUACUGACGUGAAUGAAGACGGGGCAGACCACGACAGCCCGGAGGAGGGGACACUGGCGAGCCCCCGCACCAAGCGCAGAGUGGGUCGUCCCGGCAGGAAACGCAAACAGCUGCUUCCUGAGAUGGCGACCUCUGACCCCUGUGUAAACGCCCCCCCAACCCCGCCUGAGGAGCCGGAGCCCUCCCCCUCCCCUCGCAAGAAGCGCGGGCGUCGGAAACUAGGGAAAACCAAGAAGAAUAAGGACGAGCCAGACGACAGAAACUGCGACUCCCCCGGAGAGGGUGAGGCUGGCAGGCUGCGGAGGAGGCCAGUCCCCAGGGUGACUUUCCAGGCCGGAGAUCCGUACUACGUCAGCCGGAGACAGAAAGAAGAAAUGCUCAGCCGCUGGAAGAUGGAGGCAGAGCGACGGGCGUACAGAGAGGCGGAGAUGAACAUGAUGGACGAUCUGUCAGAAGGCACCUUUCAGAAGGAGGAGGAGUCAGCCAGCCCAGCCCCUCCCCCUUCACAACAACAAACAGCCCCAGCCUCACCAACAGUUGCUGUGACGCCGGAGCCAGUUGCCAGGGGAGAACGGGCCACGCCCAGGGAGAUAGAGUACCAGGAUGGCCGGGAGUUUGGCAUCGGGGUUCUGGUGUUUGGGAAGCUGCGAGGUUUCUCCUGGUGGCCCGGCAGAAUCGUCUCCUGGUUGAUGAGCGGCCGAAGUCGAGCUGCAGACGGGACUCGCUGGGUGAUGUGGUUUGGAGACGGCAAGUUCUCUGUGGUUUGUGUGGAGAAGCUGAUGCUUCUGAGCUCUUUCUCAUCUGCAUUCCACCAGCCCACCUACAACAAACAGCCCAUGUACCGGAAAGCCAUCUUUGAGGCUCUGCAGGUGGCCAGUGUCCGGGCGGGGAGGCCAGUUCCUUCCUGUGAUGCGAGCGAUGAUGCAGACGGGGUGGAGACUCAAACCAGACAGAUGAUAGAGUGGGCCAUGACCGGCUUCCCACCCAAAGGUCCACAAUCACUGGAACCUCCGGAGGAGGAACGAAAUCCAUAUAAGGAAGUGUACCCAGAGAUGUGGGCGGAACCUGAGGCAGCGUACACGCCUCCACCCGCCAAGAAACCGCGCAAGAACUCAGCUGAAAAAGCAAAGAUCCGAGAGGUGAUCGACGAAGGGACCAGAGAGAGACUCAUAUGUGAGGUCAAAAAGAAGACCAGGAACAUAGACGAUAUCUGCAUCUCCUGUGGAAGCCUCAACGUCUCCAUAGAGCAUCCUCUCUUCGGAGGAGCAAUGUGUCAGGGCUGCAAAAACUCGUUCCUGGAGUGCGCCUAUCAGUACGACGAUGACGGCUACCAGUCCUACUGCACCAUCUGCUGUGGAGGCAGAGAGGUGCUAAUGUGUGGCAACAACAACUGCUGUAGAUGUUUCUGUGUGGAGUGCGUGGAUCUGUUGGUCGGUGCCGGCGCGGCAGCGAUAGCCAUCAAAGAAGACCCCUGGAACUGCUACAUGUGUGGCUCACGGAGCGCCUGCGGCUUACUGCGGCGACGGGACGACUGGCCCUGCAGACUACAACACUUCUUCGCCAACAACCAUGAGCAGGACUUUGAGCCAGCCAAGUUGUAUCCUCCAGUUUCAGCAGAGAAGAGGAAACCAAUCAGAGUUCUCUCCCUGUUUGAUGGCAUUGCCACAGGUCUGUUGGUGCUGAAGGAUUUGGGCAUGCACGUUGACAAGUACGUGGCGUCUGAGGUGUGUGAGGACUCCAUCACUGUCGGCAUGGUCCGACACCAGGGUCGCAUCAUGUACGUGGGCGACGUACGCAACGUAACACGCAAACAUAUCGAGGAGUGGGGACCGUUUGACCUGGUGAUAGGAGGAAGCCCCUGCAACGACCUCUCCAUAGUCAACCCUGCAAGGAAAGGCCUUUUCGAGGGAACAGGCCGCUUGUUUUUCGAGUUUUACCGCCUGCUGCACGAGGCUCGACCAAAAACGGGCGACGAGCGUCCGUUCUACUGGCUGUUUGAGAACGUGGUGGCUAUGGGAGUCAGCGACAAACGGGACAUCUCCCGAUUUCUAGAGUGUAACCCAGUGAUGAUCGACGCCAAAGAGGUCUCUGCUGCACACCGCGCUCGCUAUUUCUGGGGAAACAUGCCAGGCAUGUCCAGACCUCUGGCAGCAAUGACGAAUGACAGGCUGGACCUACAAGAGUGCCUCGAGCACGGGCGCACAGCCAAGUUUGAGAAGUUACGUACGAUAACGACACGCUCCAACUCUGUGAAGCAGGGGAAAGACGAGCAUUUCCCCGUCUUCAUGGACAGCAAGGAGGACAUCCUCUGGUGCACCGAGAUGGAAAGGGUGUUUGGUUUCCCCGUCCACUACACCGACGUGUCCAACAUGAGUCGUCUCGCCAGGCAAAGGCUUCUGGGUCGUUCCUGGAGCGUCCCCGUCAUCAAGCACCUCUUCGCCCCGCUCAAGGAGUACUUUGCCUGCAACUAGUCAUGCACCAACUCUCUCUCUCUUACACACACACACACACACAUACACAGAUAUACAGUAUGUAAUGACAGACACACAGUAUAGAGCUAGUACAUGAAGGUUGACACAGGAUGACCAGACACACACCCACACCCACACACACACACACACACACACACACACUUUGUAAAGGACUGCUUCCCUAGAUACCAUGUAGAUCACUGGCUGACCUUAGUCCCCAGGUGCUAUCUUGCUGAUCUCCACACACACAUGCACACACACACUUCCUGUCCAACCUUGAAACUGAUGUCUUCUGGCUUUACUGUGUCAUAGCAGCUGGAGCCUCCAUUGGGCCCAAAGCUUACAAAGAAGCCCUAACUUUCUGUUUCCAAUAUCCCAGAGUGAGUACAUCAACACACUUCUGACCCCAAACACUUUACUGUACUCAUGUGUAGUGAUAGUGCUGCUGGUGUAAUACAGUGCAAUGAACACAUACAAACAUAAACACCGGUUUUACGCUCGUGGUGCUGGUCAGGCGGUGAUAGAGUCCAAAAGGUGCCACUUUAAUACAACACUUUGAAGGUUGUUGGUGCUCUUGAAGACCAGACGGUCUCUGGUUGUUUCGGUCUCACAGUUUUGUGUCCCUAAUUCAGCUUACAAGCAGGUGGAGGCAACACUAAGCAAGAGACGUGAAUUAUUAAGGUCUAUAUAUAUUUGUCAGAUUUUGUGAGAGGGUCCAAAAAAAAACAACUAAAUAUGAUCAAAUAGAUUCAUAUGAAGUACAUCAGACUGUAAUUUGUUUUCUUGGUGGAAAAGCUGCUCUGGAGUGACAAAUAAGUAACAAAUAUAAAACAGAGGUUUGUGUGGCAAAAUAAUACCAAAAAUAGGUCUUCAUCUUCUCCUGAGGGAGACCACUUUUGUCUUAAAUAUUGUCAGUAAGUCUUGCAACAUGAAAUACUGAAGAGUUAUUUCUUUGGGGUAUGCCACAGCAGUUUGAGGUUAUUGCUUUCCUUUGCUCAUGUUCGUUAACCUCUGUUGUUUACAGAAUCCCCAUUAGCUUCAACUAAAGAAGUUGCCAGUGUUCCUGGAGUCCAUAAAAAUACACAAGUGACCAACAUGUUCUGGUUUAAAACAAGACUCUAGACAACAUAAGAGACGAAUGAUACUGAUUGGCAUGUUCCUUCCAGAAAAGACUUUUUAAAGAUCAUAUUGUAAAGAUAGCGUGAACCUCUGUAACUACAUCCUCAGUGUUUGGAGCGCCCUCCGGUGGGCCGAGACACCAGUUUAAAGAGAGCGCACAACAACACUCAUGGUGGGGGGUAAAACAAUCAGUUAGCGCUCACUGGAUUAGAAAAAUUGUCAGAAAAUAAAAGCUUUUAUACUUAAUACCUAUUAAUACUUAAUACCUAUAAGUGCCACCAUUAAGUUAUGUUUUAGUGUUUUAUAUUUUGGUGUUUUUUGCAAUAUUUUAGGCAGUGAUUGUACAUUAUGGUUACCUAAUGCUUUGGUGAAUACGGUGUGAUAUUCUGCACACUCGUAGCAUUGUAACACACUAGCAUGUGUAAAAGUACUGUUGUAUUGCAUUGGUUACUGUCAACUGUUGCUCAAAUGAUGUCGUCCACUGUGUUCAUCGCGACGGAGGGAAAUUGUAACAAUAAUGUCCGUCACUUUAGUAAUCGUGCCGCUUGCCAGCAGUAGACUGAGUUUACUUUGGCCUCUGAGAGCAGAUGUGACAUUUAACAUCUGCACAAAGUUAGUCCCAGUGAACACAUCUGGAUCGUAGAUGUCAGAAUACUGUAACAAAGAACACUAUUGUAUGAUGCUGAUGUGUUCAGAUAACCCUUAGACGAAGCAGUUAUACUGUGAAAUGAUGACAUAAGGUAGUCUGUCUCUGUAGCCUGGUGUGUUUUCAGCCAUCACGAGAGUAGCUUGGCUGGGCAUCGUCUCUGCAGUGAGCAAAUAUUGAGACCUUUAAGAUCAUGGAUACAUUUCAUUUUUAGCUUGCUUGCUGUUUAAAGGAUUGGAGAUUGUAUCUUCAUUUUAGAUACGAUAUAUUUAUUGUUCACGACAUCGUCGAUUACACACACACAUAUAUCUUUUUAUGACGCUGAUCUUGCACCGCAUUACGUCUGCCGUCUGGAUUUUGUGUCAAAAUCUCAGUUUAGGAUCGCUAGACCGAAAUGUUUCAUUUUUAAAAAAACAUUUUGAAACCUUCCUCCUCCCUUAAAAAACACUGAAGUGCCAUUCGCUCACACUAAUUUUCCGGACGUUUUCAAACAAGCAGACUUCUUCUUCUACUGUUAAAAUGUUUCCUGCCUCGUACCGUUUUUAGCAAUUACUUACACACUUAUUGCAGAAUAAACGUGUCACUUCUGUGUCAAAGUUAAACUCUGCAAUCAAAAGCUAAUAAUGGCACUUUUGCCUCAAAACGAGACACACGUGCACCGUUUGAAUUACUCUUUAAAAGCAGCAACAACACACUGGUGUACGUUAUACCAACACUGAGCUUACUUGAGGUCUAUUUGUAGUGCUGAGGCUCACACUGGUCGGUGUUUUUUUAUGUGUGCAUUUGUUGCCAAUUUCAGGUAUGUUUUGCAUUUUGAAGAGAAGUGUUUUCCCAAUGAUUGCAAGUGUGAUUAAGAAGUGUGUUGUAGAAUUGCAAUCAAAAUUGCAAAGCAGGUUUGCUCAAAGAUGCGAUCAAUCUUCUGCUCAACAAGUUUAAAUUGAUCCGGUGAGAUUAUUUCUGCCUCCAGAGCAGCACGGCCUCUGAGAAACAUUUAACCAAAGACCUUUUUCGGGGGUUCGGUGUCUCGCUGACAGUCAGUGGAGAAUAAACCUGAACAUAUUAAUAUAUGAAUGUUAAUAUACAGCUUCCCGGAGUGUUGCUCCUCUUUUUUUGUCCGGCUCUUGCCGUUGCGCUCCUGCUUUGCUUCUUAGGGAUCCAAAAUGUCGUGCUGUUAUCAGAGCCAGACCUUUACUCUGCAGACGCUAUGCUGGUUUUCUACUUCCUACGACUGAAACAGACAGCCCUGUGUGAAUAACGGAUACUUCCUCAUAACAUGCGCCCGUUUCAGGGUUUCUUCUGCCUUUUUGCCCAAUGCAUGCUGGGAUAAACUCUGUAACUUUGAAUAGGAAUAAGCAAAUAAAGAAAAUGUCACGAUAUAGAAAUGUUUCCAAGACUCUCUCACACACACAGACAGUGUGUGUGUGUGUGUAUGUGUGUGUGUGUGUGUCUGGACGUCCCUUUAUACUGGUGUCUUAUUCACACAGGGCUGUCUUUAGAAAUCUCUUUCAGUCUGGUGCUCUUGGUCUUCAGGUGACCAUCUUUUUCCAGGAAGCCUUCCGAUCCUCUGACCUUCCUCAGAUACCAGCUAACAACUGGACACAUGCAGUCUAUGCUGACACACAUACACACACACACGCAUGCACACACAUGCACAAACAGUUACAAAAACCAACAAUAAACCAGCAGGUUCAACGUUUUUUCCAUCAUGUUUACUCUUCGUUUAUACAACUGACCUUCAGGUGCUUUUUAAACUCUUAAACUCUUUUUUACAGUGCUCUUGCAGGUAACACACACACACACACACACACACACACAAACACACAUUUGCUGGAAACACAGUGCCGACGUUCAUGCUUUCUCUGAACUCCUUUAGCUACAAAACAUCAACACACAUACAUGCAUACACACUGUGUUUUUGCCGGCCGCCUGUUGCCAUCAGGCUUCCCACGGCGCCGCCGGGUGUGACAUCAUCACCCUGCGUCGCUUGGUGCUCCCUAACCCCCCUCACCCAAAACCCCCCUUACCCCACUCCCCGACCCCCCCGGUGCUGCAUGUCAGUCAGUCAGUGUAAUCUCCGAUUCCAUGUUAGAUUAGGGAGUAAUGAUAAUAAUAAUCAUGGUAAUAAUAAUUACAAUAAUAAUCUGUUAUCGUGUGUGUGUACUGUUCCAGGUUGGUGCUCAGUUCAGUCUCAGCCUCGAGGGGAGAGAGCGAGGCUAGAGAAAGCAUAUAUUACAGUUAGUAUAGUGACUUGUUCUAUUGUACCCAAGGAUGCCGGAAGAAAUUGUUGAAGCGACGAGCUAACGGACACUCUCAAACAAGAGCGAGUUGAAACGACAUGGAAGGAAGUGUGCGUGGACGAGGCAGAUUGCAGUGAAACUAAAAUUAAGUUCAUAUUUUCUGAUUUCUUCUAAACAGCUUUGAUUUACAAGCUGGGAAGGGAAGCUUUUCAGAACCGUGUUUUGUUGUGUUUGUUUGCGCAUGUUAAAAUCAAAACCAAUGGCAGACAAAUAACAAUGAAAUAGCCAUCACAGUGGUUCAAAACCUUCAACGGGUCACCAGAUGCUUAAAGGGUUAAAGAAACAAGUUUAUCACAGAAAACUGUGUAUUGUUUUGUACUUAAAAAAUUUUAUUUUGCUUUUCUAUUCCCCGUAUUGAAUACCCUGACCUCCAAAACAAAAAAAGACGAGGAACAACUGUGUUAUGACUUAAUAAACAAAUCAAGACCAAAAAAAGAGAGAUUAAACUCCUUAAAAAUCUGUGAUUUUGGACUUUAAAGAAGAUGCCAAUCUAAAUAAAUGAGUAGACCAGCUCCAUUUGUCCUGUUGUGUAUCUGAUAUCUGAAAUGUGGGAUCACAACGAGCUGUUGCUUUAUUUUAACGGCUCUAAAGCAGAACUUCGGCUCAUUUCACGUCGUUUCAACACGUAUAUGUUUGAGAGUGCAGGCGGACAAAAAGCGAGAGGAAUGGAGUGGAUAUUUUCAAACGAUGUGUGACACGGUGAUGAUGUUUCUGUUCGCCUAUCAACAGCUUUUAGGCUGUUUUCAACACUGAUACAUUUACACAUAAAUUACACACACACACUGUUAUUAACACACAGACGCAGAGAUACAUGCAUAACACCUACAAGUACAAUGCUGUGGCGCAUGCAGACACUCAUCUCAUGGACUAAAGGAAAGAUGAGCUUUUAAGAAACGGAGGACCUGGUGGUGUUUCAAAAGGUGCUAAAAUUUUAUCUGAAAAUAAGAAAAAUAUAUUGUUAGGAGUAUAAAUCAAGUUUGUCUUUACAAUGACUGUAUUUAAGUUUGUCGUAGUAAUGAAAAGGCACUAUUAUUAUUUUACUCUUGUAUGAAUAUGAACUAAUUAAAAAGGCAUUUUAACUUUGUACUUGAACAAUGUAAGAAAUGAACCGUGAAUUAAAAAAAGUACUGUUUCUUGUGA
Messenger RNA from Anarrhichthys ocellatus (wolf-eel), 7993 nucleotides. Its product is annotated as DNA (cytosine-5)-methyltransferase 3A-like. Gene Ontology annotation, molecular function: methyltransferase activity. The record is from RefSeq and is a predicted model, not a curated record. NCBI's taxonomy places the organism in Eukaryota, Metazoa, Chordata, Actinopteri, Perciformes, Anarhichadidae. Gene Ontology annotation, biological process: negative regulation of DNA-templated transcription. Gene Ontology annotation, cellular component: nucleus; cytoplasm.